GAUCGGGUUUCGGAGGUGGCCCAGAAGUGGGGUGCUCGCGAUUCGGUGGUGUCCAUUCAAUCAAAGUAGUGUCAAAGUUCGUGAAUCUACCAGGUACAAAGUGAGCAGUUGCCUCCUCCUUCGCCCUCUUUCAGCGAAGCGCUGCCCUGUAGCAGCUUGAACCAGGUUGGGCGCCAGGGGGCCGCUGGGCUGAGCACGAGGCACCAUGACGACCCGCCUGCAUAAGAACCGGAAGAAGAGGGGGCACGUGAGUGCGGGGCAUGGGCGUAUCGGCAAGCACAGAAAGCAUCCCGGAGGGCGGGGUAAUGCAGGAGGGCAGCAUCACCACCGCAUCAUGAUGGACAAGUACCAUCCCGGGUACUUCGGCAAAGUCGGGCAGAGAUACUUCCAUAAGACCAAGAACCAGUUCCACAACCCCAUCAUCAACCUAGACAAGCUCUGGUCCCUAGUCCCCGAGGCCACCAAGAAGGAGCUCGCUGGCGCUGGCAAGGGCCAGGCCCCCGUUUUGGACGUGACCAAGGUUGGCAUCUUCAAGGUGUUGGGCAAGGGCGAGCUCCCCGCCGUUCCCUUGGUGGUCAAGGCCAAGUUCUUCAGCAAGCUGGCGGAGAAGAGGAUCAAGGAGGCGGGCGGUGCUUGCGUACUUACAGCUUAAGGUUCAGGAAUACGUCAAAAAACCCGCCGCUUUCUUGAAUGUUGAGCUACCCGUUUGUUACUCUGUGCCUGCUACCGAUGGCGGCGUUCACCUUGAACAUGCGAGACAAAUGCUUGCAACUGGCGGCCUGGGCCAUGCGAACGGGCCACGUGUCCAGCUUCGUUGCAGGCGGCCUAUCGCUCUUGCCCAAUGUCGAUGAGCUGCUUGUGCAGAUUAGUUUGGCCCCGGGCUGAUUGUUGAACAAUGUUUUGAUUCAGCUUUCUUAGCUUGCGGCAAUAUAUGUAGCAUGCGGUCUCAUAUCAUAGACGCAAUGAUCUCU
Klebsormidium nitens is the source of this 971-nucleotide messenger RNA. The record is from the annotation of a GenBank genome assembly. NCBI's taxonomy places the organism in Eukaryota, Viridiplantae, Streptophyta, Klebsormidiophyceae, Klebsormidiales, Klebsormidiaceae.